This is a messenger RNA of Saccostrea cuccullata (small rock oyster), 1440 nucleotides long. RefSeq lists its product as uncharacterized. The transcript has a single exon. The record is from RefSeq and is a predicted model, not a curated record. The coding region runs from base 223 to 1440 and encodes 405 amino acids. Lineage: Eukaryota; Metazoa; Mollusca; Bivalvia; Ostreida; Ostreidae.
UCAUAAAACUGAAGUAAGGUAUAAUGAUGUAUUCUCCCUGGCUUCCGGUAAUCCCAGCCUAUUUAAAGAAAGAGAUCUCGCGAGAUCUUCCUUCUUCCGUUUGGCUUCGUUGAUAUAGCAGACGAAAAUUUUUUAUCUAUUACCUAUUUACUUUAAUCCUUGUGGAUUUUGCGUUUAACCUUAGUAUUUUUACUUACUUUGGUGCAGCCUUUUGAUUUGGACAUGGAUAGUCCUGUUUGUAGCCCAGAUGGGGCAGAUGUGGGCCAAGAUGGCAAUUCUGCAAAUCAUGCAGAUAAAAAACUCUUGUAUGGCCAAGAUGGCGACCCCAAAAAGUGGGGAAGUUAUAGCAUCCCUAAGAAAAGACUGAAAAAGGGAGCGAUAGACAAAGAUCGUUAUGAAGACGACAGUGAUUCGUCCGAUCCUUAUGAAGAUGAUAGCUCAUCAGAAGAGGAGGGCGAAAUUGACGAUUUCACUUACAAGUCGCCAUUGACACAGUCGCAUAGCCGUGACGAGCCGCAGGCCGAUUCUGGUGAUGAACUAGACGCUAAGCGUUUUGAUCCGCUCAGUGAUGAGACGGAAUACAUGCUUGAUAAAAGUAAAGCAAAGUAUGCCAAGAAGUAUUUCAAACUUCAUUUAUCUGAGGAGAAAAUUCGCUCCCGCAUUUUAGAGGACGCGCCUAUACCAGGCAACCAAUUUUUGAAUCCGCCGGAUGUCGACGAUUAUCUCGAGGACUUGGUGGCGGAUCACAAGUCUAUGAAGUUCUUGAAAAUGCACGAUUCUUCACUGAAAUUUGUACAGAAACGAGUUUCUCAGUGCAUGGGACCCUUAUCUAGAAUUUGGGACGAAAUGGACAAAGCUCAUGAGGGCACUACGUCUAGUAUGGAAAUCGAGGAAGUGGUGAACUUGUUGGAAAAAACUAUACUCAUGAUUGGUCAAGUGAAUGUUGCGUAUCUUUAUGAACGAAGACUGAAUUUACUCGCCAAAAUUCUCAAAAGUACCAAGAAAGCAAAGAGCAUGUUGCGUGAAAACGAGACAAAAUUUCAAGACGAGUCGGUCUUGUUUGGGAACGACUUUUACACGACCCUGUACAGGAAGUCGAAAGACAGAAAGCGUGCACGAGAGAUGUCGAGGGACAUCGCCAGACCUGUCAACAAGAAACCAAGACAGAGUGUUGACCAGCCCUUUCGGCAGGGACCCUCUGGUGAUCAGAGAAAGUCCAGAGGGUCGAGCUACUCAAGAGGCACCGGCAGAGGCGCCAUUACAAAGAAACAGAGGUAUGUUAAGUUUGUCAAUGACGUCACAUGUAAACAUACCGAUAGUAGUAGAACAAAUGUCAAAAGUUCUGAGGGAUCAUCACAAUCUCCACCCAGGUGUAGAAAAAUUAAAAUUAAGAGAGAUUGUACAAAAUCAUAUUAUACCUUACUUCAGUUUUAUUCAUAA